GUAACCAAAUACAGGGACGGUGUGUCUGAGUCUCAGUUCCAAACGGUGUUGGACUACGAGCACAGAAAACUACUGGAGGGUUGUCGUAAGGCCGGUAUCACUACUCCACCCAAAGUGACUUUCGUAACGGUGCAGAAGCGACACCACACCCGCUUCCGUCCAGCCGACCCCAGACAAGGCACCGGACGUAUGAAAAACAUUCCGGCGGGCACUACAGUCGACUCGCAUGUCGUCCACCCGACCGACUUUGACUUCUACUUGUGCUCACACGAAGGCAUUCAGGGUACGAGUCGUCCGACCCAUUACUAUGUCCUCCACGACGACUACGGGUUCAGCGCUGAUGAGCUCCAGAAGCUCUCGUACUACAUGUGCUAUACGUACGCGCGUUGCGAUAAACCUAUAAGCAUACCGGCGCCCGUACAGUACGCCCAUUUGGCCGCAUACAGGGCUCGCAACCAUAUAUUGUCGUACAAUCAACGCGCU
Molecule: messenger RNA, 483 nt
Organism: Medioppia subpectinata
Lineage: Eukaryota; Metazoa; Arthropoda; Arachnida; Sarcoptiformes; Oppiidae
Source: the annotation of a GenBank genome assembly